AUGGCGUCCACGGCAUUCCCCACCUUGGCGAAAAAGGUCCAGCUCUCCGACGGCACAACAUACGGCUAUGUCGCUGUGCCUCCUUCGACUCCAGAUCAUGUCUCCUUUCUCCUUCUCCAUGGAUAUCCUUUUUCCUCGUAUGACUGGCGGCACCAGAUAGCCGGUCUACAGGAAGCGGGAUAUGGUCUUAUUGCACCGGACCUUCUCGGAUACGGUGAUACUGACAAACCCAGGGAUCUGAAAGCUUAUCGCAAUAAAACCAUGAGUACACAUAUCGUUGAGAUAUUGGAUAGAGAGGGUAUCGAUAAAGUAGUCCUGGUGGGACAUGAUUGGGGAGUCGGCCUCGCAUCCCGCCUAGCAACCUACCACCGCUCCCGAUUCUACGGUCUAGUGACAAUCGCCGUCGCAUACAUCGAACCAGGCUAUGAAACCUUUGGCUACUGGAAAUGGCACAACACCGACGAAGCAGCUCAAGACUGCAACAACCACUCUUCACCCUCCUCUACCCCCACGACCCAUCCAUUUGGAAAUCCGACUUCGCCCCAACCGAUAAAGCAGCCGAAUUCGUCCGUUCCGGGCGUAUAA
Molecule: messenger RNA, 585 nt
Organism: Aspergillus oryzae RIB40
Lineage: Eukaryota; Fungi; Ascomycota; Eurotiomycetes; Eurotiales; Aspergillaceae
Product: alpha/beta fold hydrolase
Exons: 4
Coding region: 1-585 (194 amino acids)
Molecular function (GO): catalytic activity
Source: RefSeq, a predicted model, not a curated record